ACGUCAAGAUGGCGGCUCCUGUAGUGAGCACGCUGCUGAGGCGGCUUCCUAGCCUUUCGCUCUUCAGAAGUGCCUACGGAGUUCAGGUUUCCCUCCAGGCUCUUUGCACUAAAGCCUCUCCUGAGGAAGAUUCUUUGCCCCCAGCUCCCAUUUCUCCUUAUGAGGAUGAACCCUGGAAAUAUCUGGACUCAGAAGAAUACCAGAACCGCUAUGGUUCUCGCCCUGUCUGGGCUGACUACCGUCGCAACCACAAAGGUGGUGUACCCUCACAGCGAACUCGAAAGACAUGUAUCCGUGGGAAUAAAGUUGCUGGGAACCCUUGCCCCAUCUGCCGGGAUCACAAGUUGCACGUUGACUUUCGGAAUGUGAAGCUCUUGGAACAGUUUGUGUGCGCCCACACGGGUAUCAUCUUCCAUGCUCCAUACACAGGAAUCUGUAUGAAGCAGCACAAGAAGUUGACCCAAGCCAUCCAGAAAGCCAGGGAUCAUGGUCUGCUCAGUUACCACAUUCCCCAGGUUGAACCCCGUGACCUUGACUUCAGUACUUCCCACGGAGCUGUGAGUAGUACUCCACCAGCCCCUACCCUGAUUUCAGGAGACCCCUGGUACCCGUGGUACAGCUGGAAACAGCCCCCAGAGAGAGAGCUGUCCCGCCUCCGCCGGCUCUACCAGGGCCAUCUCCAGGAAGAGAGUGGCCCCCCACCUGAGAAAAUGCCCAAGGCGCCCCCGACAGCUCCAUCUGAAGCUGCCUCCACGGAUCAGGCGGGACCCCAGAGUGCUGUAUAGGAGCUGCAGCAGACUGGGAGGGGAGGCUGAGGGACUAGAGCUGAGGAAUUACGUGAUGGGAACAGAUUAUAGUCCAUGUCACCCUGAAGAGUUGUGUCUAUUUUGUAACCAGUGGCAGGCCCAGGGCCAGAGGAAACAAAUGGUGGUUGUUGAACAGGGUAAAUACACCUGAGACUGAAGGAUGUACAGAUGGGUACGGGAAACCUCAACCCCUCAAUGUAAAUAGAUGGGUUAAACAUUCUGUUGGUGUUCCAGACUUCUGUCAGCUUAGCUUUUCAACAAUAAAGCUCUUUGUCACUCCUG
Molecule: messenger RNA, 1088 nt
Organism: Trichechus manatus latirostris (Florida manatee)
Lineage: Eukaryota; Metazoa; Chordata; Mammalia; Sirenia; Trichechidae
Gene: MRPS18B
Product: mitochondrial ribosomal protein S18B
Exons: 7
Coding region: 9-785 (258 amino acids)
Biological process (GO): mitochondrial translation
Cellular component (GO): mitochondrion; ribosome
Molecular function (GO): structural constituent of ribosome
Source: RefSeq, a predicted model, not a curated record